Triticum aestivum (bread wheat) is the source of this 1311-nucleotide messenger RNA. Its product is annotated as putative syntaxin-131. NCBI's taxonomy places the organism in Eukaryota, Viridiplantae, Streptophyta, Magnoliopsida, Poales, Poaceae. Gene Ontology annotation, biological process: vesicle-mediated transport. The record is from RefSeq and is a predicted model, not a curated record. Bases 232 to 1158 code for a protein of 308 amino acids. Gene Ontology annotation, cellular component: membrane. The transcript has 10 exons.
CGAAGCUUGGCGGAAGCUUCGUCCACACCGCGUUUCACUUGUCACCCAUGUUUAUCCGAGCAAAGAAAAAACUCUCACCGGGAAACCUCUACUCGCUUCUCUGCUGGCUACACCUGCUAUAUACGGCCCCAUCGAUCGAUCGAUCGCACGCAAGACACCGCCACAAGGCUCCUCAUCUCCUUCCUCUUCUUCUUCACUCGUCUCUCUCUCUCUCUCGGUGCGGGCUGCAGCAUGAGCGAUCUCCCGCCGGCGCCGGCGAUGGGGGGCGAGCGGGACAUCGAGCUGGGCCUUCCCACCACCAACACCACAUCAGGCUACACGCUUCAGCACAUUCUCGAAGACAUCCGCCAGUUUUCGACGCUGCUGGGCAGCACGCCCAAGAUGCUUCACAAGCUCAAGGAAGCCAACAAGGAGUUGAAAUCGGCCGCUGAAUCUGCUGCAGUCAAAGAAAUCAAGGGGCGCAUGGAGAAAGACAUGGACGAGGCGGUGAAGAUGGCACGGAUCAUGAAAGAGAAGCUAAGCAGAAUCUUCCAAGGCGUGCUGGUUCCAGUUCUGAACAAUAUGUCAACUGGUCAUGCAUAUCCAGGGCUCACGGUUCCUGUCACCCUGGACCCGUCAACACUGUCCAUGAUCACGGCACUGAAGAUAAAGCUUAAGGAAAGAAAGAAAGAUCUUAAGAAUCUGGGAAAAGCUAUGCAGGAAGAGUACAUAGAAGUGGUUCAGAGCAGGAUUUUCACAGUCACCGGAGUAAAGCUCUCUGAUAAGGUGAUUCGCGUGAUCGACACCAACAGCAUCACGCAGAUGUUUGAGCACAGAGUUCAUGGAAUAGGUCCAGAGCAGGCCGGCGCCAUAGGGGAGGAAAUCAAGGAGCGGCGCGGUGCCGCCAUGGAUCUCGGCAAGAAGGCUGUUGAGGUGCGAAAGAAUUUCAGGGAGAUGCUGGCGCUUGUCAAAGCGCAAGAGAAGAUAGUCAAGGCACUGAGUCAGGUCCGUCAGAGUGCUGCGGUCCGUGCACGAUCUAUUGCGGAGGAGCUGGCCCGUGCGCGAUCUAGGGCCGAGGAGCUGCGCCAGAAGAUGGAGGAGACAAAGCUGCUCAUCGUACUGUUUGUGAUCUUCUUGUUGUUGUUCAUCGUCGCGGUUACUCUCGGAAUCUCCGGCUGACCACUUACGGAGUAGUACUUGUUCCUACUACUUGCAUUGCAUUGCAUGGCACGCAACUGGGAUUUUAGGACAAUUUUAUAUCGUGGCAUGGCAGCAGUGACUUGUUUCGUGACUUUCGUGGGAGUGGUGGUAUGCUAGUAGAACUUCUGGGAU